AUGCGUAGUUCAGAUCUUAAGUCGGGAGGUGAGAAGAGACACAAGAUCUUAUCUGGACAUUCCAAGACAGUUCCAAAUUAUUCCUGUAUGGUGCGGGGUACAGUGGCUGGUUUCAUCGGAGACCUCAAAUCAGAUACCACUCUCCAAAUGGCUCAGCUUUUACAUCUAUAUGGUUACACACAGGCCCCAAGAGGUCGAUGUUCUGCAGAAUGUCUUCCAGGGUUUAGAAAAACUCUAAGGGAAGGAUAUCAUGUAUGUUGUUAUGACUGUGUUCCGUGUUCAGAGGGAGAAAUAUCAAUCUAUUCUGAUAGUGAAAACUGCCAGACGUGUCCUGAAGAUCAAUGGCCUAAUGAGGCUAGAAAUAUUUGUGUUGCCAAAUGUUAUGAGUAUUUGUCAUAUGAGAAGGACGUAAUGGUUGCAUUUAUUUCUGUAUCUUCAGUCAUAUUUUCUGCUACAUCUCUCUGUAUACUUGGAAUAUUUUUUUGGUUUCGGAACACUCCCAUAGUCAGAGCCAAUAACAGGAACCUCAGCUUCAUUCUGCUCUUCUCUCUCAUGCUGAGUUUCCUUUCUGUUUUCCUGUUCCUUGGAUAUCCAAUGGACAUAACUUGUAUGCUGCAACAAGUCUUCUUUGGAAUUGUCUUCACAGUCUCACUGUCUUCUAUCCUAGCCAAAACCAUCAUGGUUGUUAUUGCUUUUAAAGCCACCAGACCUGGAAGCUCCUGUAGGAAAUGGGUGGGAGUCAAACUUCCCAAUACAGUCCUGUUGUUCUGCUCAUUAAUUCAAGUUAUGAUUGGUGUUUUCUGGUUGUCCAUCUCUCCACCAUUUCAAGAGUAUGACAUGCACUCUUCUGCUGAGAAGAUCAUCAUUCAGUGUAAUGAAGGGUCCUGUUUUGGGUUUUACUCUGUGUUGGGUUAUAUGGGGUUUCUGGCAGCUGUGAGCUUUGUUCUGGCUUUCAUGGUUAGGACAUUACCAGACAGUUUUAAUGAGGCCAAGUACAUCACCUUCAGCAUGCUGGUCUUCUGCAGUGUCUGGAUUGCCAUGAUCCCGGCCUAUCUGAGUACCAGAGGAAAGCAUACAGUGGCUGUGGAGAUAUUCGCCAUACUGACCUCCAGUGCUGGAAUAUUAGUCUGCAUAUUUUCUCCAAAAUUGUAUAUUCUACUUUUUAAACCUGAGCGGAACACAAGAAAAUCCAUGCUGCCAGGAAGAAUGAUAUAA
This is a messenger RNA of Nanorana parkeri, 1215 nucleotides long. RefSeq names its product vomeronasal type-2 receptor 26-like. The transcript has 4 exons. NCBI's taxonomy places the organism in Eukaryota, Metazoa, Chordata, Amphibia, Anura, Dicroglossidae. Bases 1 to 1215 code for a protein of 404 amino acids. The record is from RefSeq and is a predicted model, not a curated record. Gene Ontology annotation, cellular component: membrane. Gene Ontology annotation, molecular function: G protein-coupled receptor activity. Gene Ontology annotation, biological process: G protein-coupled receptor signaling pathway.